Molecule: messenger RNA, 1021 nt
Organism: Suillus paluster
Lineage: Eukaryota; Fungi; Basidiomycota; Agaricomycetes; Boletales; Suillaceae
Exons: 2
Coding region: 31-849 (272 amino acids)
Biological process (GO): mitochondrial proton-transporting ATP synthase complex assembly
Cellular component (GO): mitochondrial membrane
Source: RefSeq, a predicted model, not a curated record
CUUCAGCUUCAUUACUUACUUGUCAUUAUCAUGUUCCAGCUCACGACCCUCAGAUUAGCCAGCCAUCGAGUUUAUCGACUUGCUUCAUUCAACAGUUCCGUGGUUUGUUGUAGACCACCAGCGCGAGCUUUGUCAUGGUGUACAUCUCGUCAUCCGCAGAAGCAGCUACAACUUACAACUACUCGACAUUUUUCAUCCUCCCUUCUAACAGCAAACGAUGCUGCGUCGUCGAAAAAAGCACCCUCUUCCAUUGACAGCCAAGCUGAGCCGGUUGCUUACCACGGUCCACUUACACAAACAUUCCGUCGUCUCAAAAUAUUCUCCCUUUCAUCCUUGGGCCUGUCAUUUAUUAUGACCCCGUUUAUUUUCAUCGUCGAGUCAUCACUCCCUCUCUCUGCUCGCAUCGCCCUGGCAGCAACCGCACUUUCCACAAGUUCCAUCUCCACUGCCCUCGUCGGGUGGUCCGGCGCAUCCUAUGUCGUCGACUUGCAAAGACUUCCGCCAGCCGACAAUGGCGGUAUCGAAGGCAUCGAAAUGACCACUCUUACGCUCACACUCAAAAAGCUAGUCACGCGUGUGUACGACGCUGACUUCCUAAUAGAGACGAAGCGGCCUUUAGCCAAGUGGGAGCUCGCGCAAAGCGUCCUGCUGCCACCCUCAAAAGAGGACGCACUCAUGGCGGCGAAAGGUGGCGCGCCGGGCGAGGAAGAAACGAUAGCGGAAACAUUCAAUGCUACAGGCAAGAUCGUGGGACGGUGGAUCGUAAAAUGGGACGGCGAUGGUGCAGGAACCUGCCAUGGAACGGGAAAAAUUAUACGAUACUUUAAUGUGCAUGAGGAGCUCCUGUGACUUCCGCGGAUCUCUGUCAUUCCUUCAAGUUAGCAGAUUCAUGUCUUUACUCUAGCGAACCACCGUCAUUUCUGCGGAGUCAUAAUACCAAUCCAUUGCACAUCCUCAGAAGUACUAUGCUCACACCUUAACUGCGCAUCAUACGAUAACAGCGGGAUAUGCCGUCGUGUGG